Molecule: messenger RNA, 3435 nt
Organism: Spodoptera frugiperda (fall armyworm)
Lineage: Eukaryota; Metazoa; Arthropoda; Insecta; Lepidoptera; Noctuidae
Gene: Apn3
Product: membrane alanyl aminopeptidase
Exons: 15
Coding region: 145-3174 (1009 amino acids)
Biological process (GO): peptide catabolic process; proteolysis
Cellular component (GO): cytoplasm
Molecular function (GO): peptide binding; zinc ion binding; metalloaminopeptidase activity
Source: RefSeq, a predicted model, not a curated record
GUGUGAUCGAAGCAAUAUGUUUGGUUGAUAAUUUUCGAUACUAUAUCGCAAGUGAUUAAGCAUUAAUGUGUAUAUUUCAGUAAGUUGAUUACAAUAAUCCAGUCGAAAGUACAGUGCCCGCUUUAGUGGUCGCGGGCGGACAAGAUGGUAGCGAUAAAACUUAUAGUUUUAUCUUUAGCUUGCCUUAGUGCAGCUGCCGUAUCUCCUAUUGAGCCAGCCAAGAGGAAUACUAUAUUUGCAGAUGAACGUUUUGAAGGAGAAGUCUUCGAAAAUGUCGACGCUUUUGACAACAUUGAACUGACUCCUAGUAACAUCGGCAUUUCACCCUACAGACUGCCCACUACAACUGCACCAAUAAAAUAUGAUGUGCAUUGGAAUUUCGAAUUCACAAAUCAAAGGAUCUAUUCUGGCACAGUUGUGAUAACGCUUGUAGCAAAACAACCAAAUGUUAACCAAAUUGUCAUCCACAGUAGCCACACUGCGAAUACUGGUCCGGAGCUUAAGCAGGGAUCACAGGUGAUCCCUAUUACGGCUUCAGCUAAGGAAGAAUACCAUUUCUACAUUGUUACACUUAAUGAUGGCCAGGUCUUAGAAUAUAAUGAAGCUGUACCCGUUGAAUAUACGCUAAAAAUCGACUUUAGUGCUGAUUUUCGAACAGACAUGUAUGGUAUCUAUGAAAGUUGGUUUAGAAAUACACCUAACGAAGAAGUGCAGUGGAUGGCUACCACUCAGUUCCAAGCAACUGCAGCUCGUUUUGCAUUUCCUUGUUACGAUGAACCUAGUUUCAAAGCUAAAUUCAAUGUUAAAAUUACAACGCCAGCAGACUAUUCGAGUUGGUUCUGCACUACUGCCAAACCCUCAUCACCUCCAGCUACACCUACCCAAUUUGUGACCGUCGAGUAUAAUGAAACUCCAGUAAUGUCGACUUAUCUUCUGGCUCUGAUUGUCUCUAAACAAUAUAAGAGUAUAAGUAAUGAGAAUCCAGCAAAGUUCCACGAAGUUAUAGCAAGGCAGGGUGCAAUCGAUGCCAAGCAAGGAGAAUACGCUUUGAAGACUGGUCAAGCGCUUCUAGAUAAGAUGAGUGAGAUCACACAAUAUGACUUUUAUGAUCAACAUGCCACUCUUAAGAUGACUCAGGCCGCUAUUCCCGAUUUUGGAGCUGGAGCUAUGGAGAAUUGGGGACUGUUGACUUACAGGGAAGCGUAUCUACUGUCUGAUCCAUUGGAAACCAGCAGCCAGUUCCAACAGAUCAUCGCUUACAUUCUUUCACACGAAAUCGCUCACAUGUGGUAUGGUAAUCUUGUCACAAACGACUGGUGGGACGUUCUAUGGCUGAAUGAAGGUUUUGCAAGAUACUACCAGUACUUCUUGACUAAUGAAGUGGAGGGGAUGGGUUUUGACAUUCGUUUCGUUCCUGAGCAAGUACACACGGCUUUGCUAUCUGACUCUUCUAACAAUCCUCAUCCCCUGACCAACCCUGGUGUUGGAAGUCCCCGAUCAGUCAGUGCUAUGUUCUCGACACUCACUUACAACAAAGGUGCAGCAGUCAUCAGAAUGACAGAACAUCUCCUUACUAAACAAGUUCAUGACCAAGGUCUCGCACAAUAUUUGAAAACUAAUCAAUUCAAAACAGCUAAACCUAUAGAUCUGUUUAAUGCUCUGAGAGACGCAGGAAUGCAACAUGGCGCUUUUAACAACUAUGGCCCAACAUUCGAUUUUGUGGAAUACUACAAGAGUUGGACUGAACAGGCCGGACACCCCGUCCUAAACGUUGAUAUUAACCAUACAACGGGGCAAAUGACUAUUCAACAGCGCCGUUUUAACAUCAACACUGGGUAUUCCCUUCAAAAUACGUUAUAUGUCAUUCCUGUUACUUUUACAAGUGAAUUUGACUAUAAUUUCCAAAACACGAAACCAACACACAUUAUUAAAGACGCCGUCACUGUCAUUGACCGCGACGCUCAUGGAGAUUACUGGACUAUCUUUAAUAUUCAACAAACAGGUUUCUAUAGAGUCAACUAUGAUGAGUACACGUGGAAUUUAAUCGCCUUGGCCUUAAGAGGAGAUCAGUGGAAUAGUAACAUACACGAGUUAAACAAAGCUCAGAUUGUAAAUGAUGUGUUCUCAUUUGCUCGUGCCGGUCUUAUGAAGUAUGACCGUGCACUGCAUAUCCUGGCAUUCCUUGCUAGAGAAACCGAUUACGCUCCAUGGGCUGCGGCUAUUACUGGCUUCAAUUGGCUUAGAAACAGACUCGCUGGACACCCGUUGGAAGCAAAUCUCAAUAAUUUGAUUCGUGCUUGGGCAAAGAAAGCGAUGGACGAACUUACUUAUGAACCGGCUAGUGACGCGACAUUUAUGGACAGAUACUUCCGAUUCCAACUUGCUCCAUUGAUGUGCAACGUGGGAGAUACGGAAUGCAGAGAGAAAGCCAAGACAUUCUUUGACGGUCUUAAAGCGACCCCUUCAGUGUCUGUGGACAGAGACAACCGUAACUGGGUCUACUGCAAUGGUCUUCGCCAAGGUACUCCAGCUGACUUCGAUUUCUUGUGGGACAGAUUCUCAAAAGAGAAUCUCUACACAGAGAAAAUUGUACUUCUUCAGAUUCUUGGUUGCACUCCUCACAAGGAGUCGCUUGAAAAAUACUUAAACGCGAUCCUUCGAGCACCUAAUACCGUCCGUCCUCAAGAUUACAACACCGCUAUCAAUUCAGCUGUCUCAGGCAAUGAAGCCAAUACACAGAUUGUCCUCGAUUAUUUCAAGGUGUCCGACAACUUGCAAUCUCUGCGUACAGCAUACAAUAAUGAUUUGAGGACUCCACUGUCUUACAUCAGCUCCAGAUUGAGGACCGCAGCCCAAGUCGAGGAUUUCAAAACAUGGGUGAAUGGUCAGACAAACUUAGAAUAUCGGGACGACAUCAUCGCGGGAGCGGACGACACACUUGAAAGCUUUAAAUUCGUCGAAAGUAUCUCUAGUUAUUUGGAGGAUUACUUUACUGGCACAGACGACCCCAUUUCGACCAGCACCAUCCUUCCGACCACUGCGGGGCCCACAAGCACAGUGACUGCGCCAUCUUUAGUGCAACCAACCACCCCAGACCUUCCUGCCUCCGCUGUCACAAGCGUCGUAUCCAUCUUCCUUUUAACCUUAGCCGGUAUAGCUCAUUUUAUUCUAUAAGUUACCAUUUUUAAACUUUACGAAUUGAGGGAAUUUGUGUCGAAUCCCAAACAUUAGCCGGUAAGCGAAAAAGUUACAGGAUUUUUUUACGCAUUUUUAUAAUAAGACGUUUCAUGUUAAUUUUAUUUAUCCAUUUUAAUAUGGAUUAAGCUGGUUAAGUACUUACUGUGCCUAUGCAUUUGUACGCGUUAAUAGCUCAAUUUUUCGUCCGACUUGUACAUAAAUAAAUAAUUAUAAAUUAUUAAAACUAUUUUUAUAGAA